CGUCAUACCCAAGAAGACUCAAGUCUGUAAUCGCUGCCAAAGGUGCUUCAACAAAGUUUUAUCUAUUUAACUAGGCAAGUCAGUUAAGAACCGAGGCUGGCCGCGAGAGCAGGCCACCCUCCUCCUUUAUCCGGGCUUGGGACCGGCAAAAGUGACCCAAAAGAGACAUUCUGGCGGAGUUACCUAAUUUUUAAAUUUAGUUUUUAUUUUAAUAAAUGUACAUUUACAUCCUGCCCUGAAUGUAAGCCAGGGUGGGAUCAGCUUCCCGCAUGCACGAUUCAUUUGCGAUUCACCCCACGCGGAAGGGUGAACAUCUCCUGCUCUGACUGCAGCUGGGAGGGACUGCUGCGUGAGGACUGGGCCGCCUGUGCGUGCUUUGGGACGGGGGUGGGGCCCGAGCACCCGCUGCUCGUUGAGAAGAUUGUUCUCAGCAGACAGGUCAGUGUGUGUAGAGAGAACACAUUUACCAGGUGGAGUCAGGCUUAUACUUCAUCGCCCUGGACCGCUACACCAACAAGGCAGAGGAACUCAAGUUUGGACUAAUUGGAAUGUCCACAGUGCAAGGUGUUCUACAUUGGACAGACAAAGAGAUGCCUUCUGCUUAGCAGAACACAAGUACGCCAUACGGGUAGUCAAUGAAGACUGCCCCAUGGCAAAGCACUACAAGUCCUUACCCCAUGCCAACCCUGCUUCCCUACAAGCUAUGUUCCGGCCUCAAUUAGAAAAGUAAGUAACUGGUUUGGUCCGCCAUAGUAAUGAGCCUUGCUGUUGGAAAACCACAUCACAACAGUGUCCGACUUCCGGCUGUCGCAGAUGUACAUCCUCCGAUUUUCAUCUGCAGUCGGUUGCUUCAGCCUUUACCACUCAAACAAGCCCUGUGAAGAAGCAGAGAUACUUUUGAGGAGAUGGAAAACUCAAUUGGAAUAGUAUUAGUGCCCAUUGUGUACGUUGCCCAUGCGUCGGCAUUUUGGGUGAAUCUGGGACAAGGAGAGCGCUCCUUUUAAGGAGUGAAUGGGAGUCAAUUGGUCGCUAGCUCAAAAACCCAACAUUAGCAUGUAUUUCAUGAAUAAGAAGUACAUUACACAUAUUUUGAGACGUGAUAUAAUUCAUUUGUCUGUAAUAUCGUAUAGCUUUGUAAUCGUGACAUUAUGUACUUUAGAGGAAAAUAGGCAGGUUUGUCGACUCAGCCUAACAACUUCAACGCGAUUAGUCGACAGUCUGCUGGAUGGUGCCAUACGUUGUUAUCUCUGUAUUUAUUUAACAUCUCUGGUUAAAGAAUUCUGUGCAUCCACGGCCUCAUUCACAUUGUAGCUAUCGGUUUCGAUUCGGAGGCAUUUUGGGAAUUGAAAAAUCACUUCCGGCAAGUAACUUGGAUGGUAAAGGUUAAAGGUAUUAAAGGUAGCCUUGCUCUGGUCUCAAAACAUUCACAUUGGUGGGAUAUAUCCGAGCAAAUUCUGCAUUGAUCUCGCCUGCUUCAAAGUGUUUAAAGAGGAGGAAUUCAAGAAAAGCGACGAAACAGCAAGACGUUACUGCUCUCUCUUCCAAGUAUUAUAGUAUUAUCAAAUCUUUGGUAUGAUACAUAACUAGCUACUUACACGGUUUUGAACGUUUGCUUGCUAGAUAACGUUAGCGAACCUCAGUUUAUGCGUUAGCUCGGUGCAAAUCGAACCCAAAAGUUAGUACAGACAAAUAAUACGAACUAGUUUUCAUGCGACUUGUUAGCUCGGUGCUGUGGAAGAAUGGGUUUUAGUUAAUAAACGAGUUAUCAACCACGCUCAAUUGAGUUUUUCAUGUGAGCACUGGAGAUUGUUUCGGUAUUUUAAUGGGAGGCGGGCUGCGUUGGAGUGCAUCUAGUGGGCGACACUUGCGGAGGUGCCGGCGACCUGCUAGGCUUGGAUGGAGUCGCUUGCCGGGUACGUCUACAAAGCGGCCGCUGAGGGCCGAGUCCUGACACUGGCCGCCUUGCUGCUCAACCACUCCAAGCCAGAGACACGAUAUAUACUGAGUUAUGUGACCCACCUCGCCGGCCAAAGGUCAACUCCUCUCAUCAUCGCAGCUCGAAACGGACAUGACAAAGUUGUGAGGCUGCUGCUGGAUCACUACAGGGUGGAUACUGAACAAACUGGCACAGUCAGAUUUGACGGGUAUGUCAUUGAUGGGGCCACUGCUCUGUGGUGUGCGGCUGGCGCAGGACACUUUGAGGUAGUCCGCCAGUUGGUGUGCCACCAGGCCAAAGUCAACCACACCACUGUCACCAACUCCACCCCCCUGAGGGCAGCCUGCUUUGACGGGUGUCUGGACAUUGUGAAAUACCUGGUGGACCACCAGGCCAAAAUCGGCAUCGCCAACAAGUAUGACAACACCUGCCUGAUGAUUGCUGCCUACAAGGGCCAUACGGACGUAGUGGGCUUCCUGCUGGAGCAUGGAGCUGACCCUAACUCCAAGGCCCACUGUGGGGCCACCGCCCUGCACUUUGCUGCUGAGGCGGGCCAUCUGGACAUCGUUAAGGAGCUGGUGCGCUGCCAGGCUGCCAUGGUGGUGAACGGCCACGGCAUGACACCGAUCAAGAUGGCGGCGGAGAGUUGUAAGGCGGAGGUGGUGGAGCUGCUGCUGUCUCAUGCCGACUGUGGCCUGCACAGCCGCAUCGAGGCCCUUGAGCUGCUGGGUGCCUCGUUCGCCAACGACCGGGAGAACUAUGACAUCCUCAAGACCUAUCACUACCUGUACCUGGCCAUGCUGGAGCGCCACCGUGAUCCCGUCAGCCUCAUCGCCAAGGAGCUGCUUCCGCCCAUCGAGGCCUACAGCGGCCGGGGCGAGUGCCGCACCCUGCAGGAACUGGAGGCAAUCCGGGCAGACCGCAAUGCGCUGCACAUGGAAGGCCUGAUGGUGCGUGAGCGUAUUCUGGGAUCGGAUAACAUUGACGUGUCGCACCCCAUCAUCUACCGGGGAGCUGUGUACGCCGACAAUAUGGAGUUCGGCCAGUGCAUCAAGCUAUGGCUGCACGCGCUGCACCUGCGUCAGAAGGGCAACCGCAACACGCACAAGGACCUGCUGCGGUUCGCCCAGGUCUUCUCCCAGAUGGUGCACCUGAAGGAGCCGGUGGGGGCGGAGCCAGUGGAGCAGGUGUUACACUGCAGCGUGCUGGAGAUCCAGAGGAACAUCGCAAGGGUGGAGGCGGCACCUGAGGCAGGGCUGCACACGGCCAUGGACAACUAUGAGUCCAAUAUGUUCACCUUCCUCUACCUGGUGUGUAUCAGCACCAAGACUGUGUGCGGCGAGGAGGCACGUGCCCAUGUCAACGAGCAAAUAUACAACCUGAUCCAGCUGGACCCGCGUUCACGGGAGGGCUUGUCCCUGUUGCACCUGGCCAUCAGCUCCAGCACGCCUGUGGACGACUUCCACACCAACGAUGUGUGCAGCUUCCCCAAUGCUCAGGUCACCAAGCUACUGCUGGACUGUGGUGCGCAAGUGAACGCGGUGGACCACGAGGGCAACAGUCCUCUGCACAUCAUCGUCCAGUACAACCGGCCUAUCAGCGACUUCCUGACACUGCACGCCAUCAUCAUCAGCCUGGUGGAGGCUGGAGCACACACUGACAUGACCAACAAGCAGAAGAAGACGCCACUGGACAAGAGCACCACAGGUGUGUCGGAGAUCCUGCUUAAGACCCAGAUGAAGAUGAGCCUCAAGUGCCUGGCGGCACGUGCCAUCUGCCAGCACCAAAUCACCUUCCACAACCAGAUCCCUAAGACCCUGGAGGAGUUUGUGGAGUUCCACUGAUCCACUUGGCUAAGGAGGCUUUUUAAACCAUUUAGAAAACUUGUGUUCUUGUGAUUUUUUAAAUAUUUUAUAUAUUUUAUUGUUCUAAUUUUCUAUCAAAUCAAAAUGGUGCUUGCUGCUGAUGAUGAUUAGGAAUAGUCGGAUGCAUUUAGUGUUUUAAAACAAUGGUUCCUUUUUUCUGUUUUAAGUAUGAAUCACAAGUACCAGCAGCAACUCCCAUUUCUCUCCCACUGAAGUGUUACGAUCUGUGGCUGUCAUUGUGACACACUGGGUGUCACUAGCAGAAUGAGGAAAUUGUCAGCCAACUUUGAGCUUUCACUUUCCCCAAAGUCUUCCAAAGAGAAUACCUGGCAAAGCCAAGCAUCCACACAAUGGUGACAACAGCAGCACCUUUUGGCUGCUUUUAGUGCAUGUAUCCAAUUGUCCCAGACUCCCAGCUAGGUUCGCAACCAUGAAAAGUAGCAUUACUCUAUUGAUUCAUUUUGCAGGUUGCCUGUUGAAGUGGUGUUGUAUGCAGGUUUGCAGUGAUUAUUAAGGCCCAUUGUUUGAGCAAGUGAAUGUGUGUCUGUGAGAGAAGAGAUGAGAAGGUAGUAGUUGAAUUUAGAACUUUGUACUUAAGAGUUUGUUUUUUCAUAACCAAUAUAAAAAAAAGGUUUAUUUAAGAGGUGUGUGAUUUUGUUUUGUACUUAAAAAUAUGUAUAAUGGGCUUUCUUUUACAUGAACACUGACUGUUAAAGAUGUGCCUUAUUUUAUAUUUUGGAAUAAUUAGGCCUAGAUAUCCCUUGUAACCAAGUCACCAACACUUGGGUUUGUUGGCCCUCCUGACUUGCUUGGCUUCUGUGUGUGGAGACUCCACGGUUUUGGUUGAGCAUUGCCACAUAAUGACCGUUUUUAAAUGGAUGUUGCUGGUAUUGAUGUUUGAGCAUGUCUUCCAUUCUCUGUCUUGUGUUUGUGUGUGGGUACACAUGCUAAGCAAAUGAGAGAGGGACUGUGGAUUGUUCGUGACGGUGUUGAAUGUUGGCUUUUAGCCUUUUCCACUCAUGCUUGCAACCUGUCCUUUGUCCUUAACAACUAACGAUUCUAAUGUCUGUCAUUUUGUGUGUUCGAAUCAGAUCAGAGAUUAAAGCUGAGAAUGAAAGGUGAUUCGAUUCAAGAUUUUCAUCCAAGUAAAUCAUAGCGUGGUGUUGUACAACUGAAAAAGCUAUAUUGAUUUGACCAGAUUUUACUUAACCGUGUCACCGUAUGUUUUUAUUUUGGGGGGCUUGAGUGGAGAUUGUAUGUAUUUGUAUUUUGUGCAAAUUAGCCUAAAGACAGUAUAACUGUGCUUCUUCAUCAGUUUACGUUUAUCAGAAAUGCCAAUACCAAAUGUUUUAACAUUGGUCCAAAAAAUGUCAUGUGUAAAUGUAAAAUUUUCAAAAUUGGUCCAAUGCCGCAUGCAAUGACCCACGUCACGCAUACAGAUGGCUUCUGGAUUGAGUCAGAGCAACAGUGGGCUUAAAUCUUAACUGAUAAUUCCACACAAACACACACACAGCUAUCAUUUCAUAUGGAAUCUGGCCAAUUUACCCUGUUGCUAUACAGAUAUUGCUCAAUUGUUAGGAUUUUUCAAUUUCAUGUGAUAUGAUGGAAUGUGUUUUAUUUUUAAAUGUAUUUUUUACCUCCCUUUUUCUUCCCAAUUUUGUGAUAUCAAAUUACGAUCUUGUCUCAUUGCUGCAACUCCCCAAUGGGCUUGGGAGAGGUGAAGGUCGAGUCAUGCCUCUGAAACAUGACCCGCCUAACCGCACUUCUUAACACCUGCCAGUUUAACCCGUAAGCCAGCUGCACCAAUGUGUUGGAGGAAACAACACCAUCUUACUGACAAAUGAAGUCAUCCUGCAGGCACCUGGCCUGCCACAUGGAGUUGCUAGAGUGUGAUGAGCCAAGUAAAGCCCCUCUGGCCAAACCCUCCCCUAACCCGGACAACGCUGAGCCAAUUGUGUGCUGCCGUAUGGGACAAAACUGUCGUAACAUUCAAUUAUCCAUUCAUUUCUGUCAUACCAUUCAAUUAUCGAUUAAUUUAAUUAAUUAUUGCACCAUGCAAUCAAUGAUCAGUUCUUAAGAUGUAUUUUCCUUGUCUAUACUGUCUGCACCAUGAUCUAUUUAGCCUGUGCACAUAUGGCAGACAGUUGCUAGUGGGAGCAGAUCCCUGGAGGAGCGUGUAUUGAUCCUGCUGUAGAAUUCAUUGUGGCCAGCAGUUCGAACAAAUGAGUCACUCAGAAAAAACAAAUCAUGACUCUCGAGUCGGUAGAAAUGGUUGUUUCAGUGGAAGGGCUCAGCACAGCAAGACUGGUGUGCUUUUUGGCCAAUGGCAAAGUGGGAUAAGGGCACCGAGCUGGCACCCACAUUCUCAUGUCUGGGGUGUGCUUGGGGUCCCUGAGAGAUGGGGCUGAAGCAGGUCCACACUCGCCAUGGUUACCGCUCUUCUGGCGUCUUCCUGAUAGCUACUUGCUCCUCCUCAUCCUCCUGCCUGUUGAAGAAGCCCCGCUGGGAAGGCAGAGAGAGGGGAAAGAGUGAAACCCAGGGGUUAAAGCAAAGAAAAAUCACUCAAUCUCUGAUUGUCUGCGGGGCCAAGUUAACCUCCCCUUUCAGGUAAAAAAAAAAAAAGUUAUGACCAUCAUGUUGUUGACCAUCAUGUUGUUGAGUACUGUAAUGAUCUUUUGUGCAUGUAUUAAACUGAAAGUUUGACCAA
Messenger RNA from Oncorhynchus gorbuscha (pink salmon), 6508 nucleotides. RefSeq names its product protein fem-1 homolog B-like. Bases 1897 to 3780 code for a protein of 627 amino acids. The transcript has 5 exons. The record is from RefSeq and is a predicted model, not a curated record. Gene Ontology annotation, molecular function: protein binding. NCBI's taxonomy places the organism in Eukaryota, Metazoa, Chordata, Actinopteri, Salmoniformes, Salmonidae.